AUGAGGGACUACCAGUCCUUCGCCCCCGCGGCCCUCGCCCAGCCGGCGGCCACUUACACGCAGUACGACGGCCUCCACGGCGCCGCCCUGUCGCUGGCGAGCCGGUUCCGGGGCGCCGAGCUGCGCAUCCCCGACCUGAUGAAGGUCUUCGCCGGCUGGCCCUUCUCGACGAGCCCGCACCUGGCCCGGCUGCGGGCGCUGUUCGACACGACGCUGGACGGGUGCAUCGGCGACGAGAAGAAGCGCGAGGCGCUCAAGAGGGCCGACUUUGGGUGGCUCAUUGCGCUGUGGUAUCCCGACUCGGAGUGGGCAGAACUCGAGGCCGUGAGCUACCUGGGCCUCUGGCUGUUCGUGUGGGACGACGAGAUAGACGUCAUCGAGACCGACUUCUCCAAGAGCGCCGAGCUGGCCCUCCUGCACCACCGGUCGACGCUGGCGUACGUCCGACGAGCUCUCGGGGUGUCCGCCGCGGGAGACGACAACGACAACAGCAACGACAACGACAACGACGAGGGCAGCGCGCCAGAGAACAUGGCCGUGUUCGGCCGCUUCGGCGAGCUGACGCGCGGGACCAUGAGCCUCGCCCAGCGCCAGCGGCUCUCGAACGAGCUGCACUCGUUCGUCGCCCAGGUCGCGGCCGAGCACGUGUUCCACCUGGACUGCAGGAUCCCCUCGCCCGAGCAGUACCGCGAGAUCAGGCGGGGGACGGCGGCCGUGAUGCCUGUCGUCGUGCUGGCCGAGUACAUGACCAGGACCGAAAUCCCCGAGGCCCUCUCGAGCUCACCGGCGUUCCGGGUUCUCGAGAGCACGACGGUGGACCUCAUCUGGCUGAUCAACGACCUCUACUCCCUGCCCAAGGAACUGGCCGACGACACCGUGCUGAGCAUCAUCCCCGUCCUCCUGCAUAGCGGGUCGAGCGGGUCGAGCCGAUGGACCCUCGACGCCGUCGUGGAGAGGAUCCUGGCCGACAUCCGGGCGUCCAUGGACGAGUUCGAGGGGGCCGCCAAGGAGCUGCGGGCGUUGGGGGCCGGGGACUCGGGCGCAGCGGCGGCGGCUGCUGAGACCUUCAUCCUGUACUGUCGUCGUCUCACCGCCGGGGUCGUACUGUGGACGAUCCAGUCGCCUCGAUACGGCAUCCUGGACUGUACCAACGCGGACGGGUCCGUGACGAUUCAGCUUUGA
Messenger RNA from Colletotrichum higginsianum IMI 349063, 1182 nucleotides. RefSeq names its product Terpene synthase family protein. The transcript is spliced from 4 exons. The coding region runs from base 1 to 1182 and encodes 393 amino acids. NCBI's taxonomy places the organism in Eukaryota, Fungi, Ascomycota, Sordariomycetes, Glomerellales, Glomerellaceae. The record is from RefSeq and is a predicted model, not a curated record.